Messenger RNA from Diachasmimorpha longicaudata, 4834 nucleotides. RefSeq names its product signal peptide peptidase-like 3 (gene SppL). The transcript is spliced from 7 exons. Bases 337 to 1509 code for a protein of 390 amino acids. NCBI's taxonomy places the organism in Eukaryota, Metazoa, Arthropoda, Insecta, Hymenoptera, Braconidae. Gene Ontology annotation, biological process: membrane protein proteolysis. Gene Ontology annotation, cellular component: Golgi-associated vesicle membrane; cytoplasmic side of endoplasmic reticulum membrane; lumenal side of endoplasmic reticulum membrane. Gene Ontology annotation, molecular function: aspartic endopeptidase activity, intramembrane cleaving. The record is from RefSeq and is a predicted model, not a curated record.
AAAAAAGUUAACCCAUCAAUUGAGUGCCUAAUCUGAAACAAGAAAAUUUAUCAUACGAGUGUUAUAACUUCACUUACAUAAAUACAUUAGUAUUGAUCCAUUUUCAAUAUAUUUGGCAUUUUGGUUAUCAAAAUUCGAGGUGGUGACUGGACUCUUGGAGCAUCGUCGGGGUUGACUCGAUAUGUUUAAUGUUUUAGAAACCAGAUUGGAUCACAGAUGAUCGUGGAUGUAUCCUAAACAAAUGGGACGGAUGACAAAACGGAAAAGCAUCUAAAUGCGAGGCGAUACAGCCGCAUAGCAGAGUGGUGCCUCGCGGUGCCAAUUUUUACCCUGAAAAUGGCCACUAAUCAAGUCGACUAUCAGUGGGCUUACUCCAUUAUGGAUUCGUCCAGGGUCUCCACAUUUCUCAUCUCGAUUCUGCUGAUUGUUUAUGGCAGCUUCAGAUCAUUGAAUAUGGAGCAGGAGGCUAGGGAGAGAGAGAAAGAGAAGGAGAGAGUGAAUUUAUUGAGUGGUAUUGUCAGUGGUACUAACUCGGAUAGUUCCAAUGGUGGUGUACAAACUCUCGACACAAUGCAUGCACUCUGCUUACCUCUUGGAGCUUCCAUAUCUCUUCUCAUCAUGUUUUUCUUCUUCGAUAGUAUGCAGAUGUUAUUUGCAAUAUGUACUGCGAUUAUAGCAACAGUGGCUCUGGCAUUUCUUCUGUUACCCAUGUGCCAGUACAUAAUAAGACCCUGUUCAGACGGUAAUAAAAUAUCGUUUGGUGUCUGUGGAAGAUUCACAGGUGCUGAACUACUGUCAUUCUCAUUGAGUGUCAGUAUAGUAUGCAUAUGGGUACUCACUGGACACUGGUUACUCAUGGAUGCAAUGGGCAUGGGUCUAUGUGUUGCAUUUAUUGCAUUUAUCAGAUUACCCAGCCUAAAAGUGUCGACGUUAUUACUCACUGGACUACUCAUUUAUGAUGUCUUUUGGGUAUUCUUCUCGUCGUACAUAUUCAGCACAAAUGUUAUGGUUAAGGUGGCGACAAGACCAGCAGACAAUCCAGUCGGUCUGGUAGCCCGCCGACUGCAUCUCGGAGGUGUAGCACGUGAGGCCCCAAAGCUCUCAUUACCUGGCAAACUCGUAUUUCCCUCGAUGCACCAGGCCGGCCACUUUUCCAUGCUUGGCCUCGGUGAUGUUGUGAUGCCUGGAUUACUACUGUGCUUUGUCCUACGUUAUGAUGCCUACAAAAAAGCCCAGUUGAUACCUGGUGGAUGUGAGGCUGGUGUACCACCACCGAGACACCUCAGCCGUAUUAGUUAUUUUCAUUGUUCACUCAUCGGUUAUUUUCUUGGUCUACUCACUGCCACCGUCAGCUCUGAGGUCUUUAAAGCAGCCCAGCCCGCCUUACUUUACCUCGUGCCGUUUACGCUUUUGCCGUUACUCACCAUGGCGUAUUUAAAGGGAGAUUUACGCAGAAUGUGGAGUGAACCAUUCAUAACGCAUGCACCCUCAAAACACAUGGAAGUUUGACAUCCCUCAUGAAAUAUCCAUUAAUUGAGCAAAGGGUUGAAGAAGAUAGAUUUAAAGAAAAUUUGUAUAUCUUCGUAUCGGAAAAACCGUAAGUCUCUAAUUUCCCAUCAUUCUCAUUUCUACGUAAUUAAUGCUUUUAACUCAGUUAUCAGUUAAGAGAAUAUUUUAAUUUCUUCCCUGCCACGAUAUUUCAUAUUAAAUUACACAUUGAGUGUCUGCGUUAUUACAACGGCAUCAUUUUAAAAAUGAUAUUAAGAAUUUCGUGUUUGUCGUUUGUACACUAGAAAGGUAUGAAAAAAAUUAUAAAUCUUUGCGAGAUGUUAUGCACCGAAUGAACAAACUAAAGCAAAAUUCAUCGGGGUUGUGAUAAUUAGAGGUGAAUAUUAUAAUGAGAGAUUUUAUUUUUUAAAUAUCUAGGAGAAUACGUCUUAAUUUUUUGAAUAGAUAUUCAUAGAAUAAUCUCUCGCAUUCUUUUCCUCACCACGUUUAUUCACUCCUUCACAGAAUCAAUCUGCGCGUUCUUAUUAGAGGAUGGAUGAAUCCAAUUAAUUUAUAAUUAACUAAUUAACGCGUAGAUAAUGAUGAUAAGAAAGUUGAAUUUAGCAGCGGCCGUGAAAAAUAACCUGAGAUGAUUCAAUUCUGAUUAAUUGAAAUUAAAACAAUUCAUGAAUUUAUUUAAUCAUGAAGAGAACAAAAAUGAAUCGUUUUGAAUUGUAAAGGAGAACAAAUUAUUUUUUAUUGAGCAUUAUGAUGCGCAGAUGCAAGGUUAUCACCUAUAACCAGGAUCUUUUGCCAGGUAAUUAGGAGACAACUCGUAAUGAGAACCGGUGAUCGAUUGAAUUAAGAAAUAUUAUUAUUUCUCGAACAGUUAAAUGAUUAAUGACGUAAUUAAUCAAUUAAAUUGUUGAAACGGUCAAGAUUAUAUUGAUGGAAAAAUCAGCGAGACAUACAUGCUGGUUGUGAAAUUUUCAUUAACAUUAAUUAAAUAUUUAACAGAGACCGGUGAUUGCGUUUAUCAACAAUAAUUGUGUAUAUAAAUAUAUUAACUAAUAAUUUUUAUAAGAGUAAAGUGGUUCGAUGUUCAUUCGAGUUAUGUUUAGUUCGAAGAAGGGAUUGUUUUUUUUAUAAUACCAGGGAGAUUCUGUCCAUUUGAAGAAUUCAUUUAGAUGGGGCAAAAUGGUUCAGGUCUGUUGAUCAAUUCUGCAAUUUUUCGUUGGCUCAUGAAUAUAAUUUUUUGAAAUUUUUAAUGGUUAAUUGCGUCAUUGUAUUGGUAAUUAAUGUAAAAUCACAUUAAUGGAGUAAUUCCUUGGAAAAUUUUUCAUCUCCUACUAGUCUACGAGAAAUCCAUGCAAACUUAUCGCGAAAAUUGCAGUUGAUUUGAACUAUUUUACGAACCCACUUGAGAACUCAUAAAUUUUGAAAGAUCAUCAGUUCCGUAAUUGAAAAAAAAAUAGUAAAGAAACUAAUUGCAUUUAUCCCUACCAUUUUUCGAAGUAGUUUUCUCUAGCUAAUUAUGACCAGUGUGUCGUUUAAUCUUACUCGACCACAGAACUAUUGGUCAUUAUUCUUUUUUUUCCACCACGAGAACAAUUAAUGGAUUCACAUCACGAACGGGUAAUCCUUGAAAGGAUUUCUCCUUUCUGUUUCUGUUUUUAUUGCAAAAAAAACUCUUUCAAAAAUGAAGAACCAUUUGUCACGGUGAAUUUUGUGAAAAAUUAGAAAAAAAUAAUUCUCAUGAAAUUCUUGCAUUUCGUGGGAGUUGUCCCUACAACAAGUCAAUGGAUAAUUGGUGUAAUAAUUGCAGUUGGCUCACAAUAUCCUAAGGAAUUCGUAAUUCCAUAUUCACUGUGUUUUGGAGAUAAGAUCAAAUCCCAAAAAGACUGAUAACAAGCAUUGAUAUUUUACCAUGGCUUCCACCUUGCGACUUGACAUUAAAGAAUGAAUAACGCACAUACGAUUGACACUCUUCCAAAAAAAAUUACUCCUAAGAAAUUUGGGAAAUUGGAAUGAGAUGGAAAAUUUUUCAUAACUUGUAUUUGAAAUAUCACUGAAACUAUUCAUUUAGAGAUUCAAAUAGACAAAUAUCAUAUGGUCAUGAGGGAGGGUCAGUAAAUUUUCUAUAAAAACUAGCUCUUGUAGUUUUCUUUAGGAUAUUUUUUAUUUUUUUUCCUUCAUUAAUUCCUGAAUUAUCCGAAGGAUAAUAUUUCCAGGGAAUUUAGGGAGAUUAAUUGAAAUACCUCGGACAAUUGACAAAUGUGGUAAUUAAAUGAUCAUUCAAUUAAACGACCAACUUCCCUUGCAACAAGAACUAGCCAAACCCGUUCGUGAUGAAUAUUGGAUCCAACUUAUUAUUCAUUCGAUUAUAAAUCUUUCGAUUGAAUACGUUCUAUUGAAUUUGGUCAUCACUGACAUAUAUAUCAUUAUUAAUAGAUAUGACAUGUAUCAGUUCUCUUAUCAAAUAAUUAUCGAGCAAAUUGGUGAUCAAUUUUGGAGUCAUUAAAUCAUUAAUGGAGAGAGAAAAAUUAUACAAUCCGGUGAAAAGCAUAGUACUCAUUUCAAAAUUGAUUUUCCCGUUGAUAAAUCAUUUGUCUGAUUUGUAAAUAUUGCAAUGUGUUCUUGAAAUUUCAAAUAGGAGGAAUUAAGAAAGAAGAAUUUGUGCAAUAAGUUGUAAUGAUUCACUCAUUUAUUUAUUACAAUUAUAUUAAUAAAUCAGAAUCACAGGCAUGAAUGAAACCCCUUGCGAUUUCCACUCUGAUUUUUUUCUAUUUCAAUUUAUGUUUUACAAGGAAGAAAAAAAACAAAGUCAUAAUACUGUAUGCAUUAUCUUUGAUAAGACUAAAAAGAAGAAUAAAAAGAAAAAUCAUUCUCUCUUGCGGGUUUGUCUUCAAAUCGAAACGAGUGAUAUAACUGAAAAUAAUCAUUUUUCAAGAUGAAUAGAACAAUAAAAUGUUUAAUUUAUACCGGAGUGGUUGACCCCGAUAAUUCUCGAUACAUGAAAAAUCCGGAAGAGAGAUUAUGUAUAACAUGAAGAGUCUAUACAUAUAGAAGAAAACUUACAAUUGAAAAAGUGAAGAAAAUGACAUUAAAAAACCAACAACAUUCAGAAGAAAUACUAUUGCAAAAGGUGCAUCUUAAAUAGAAUGUAACUAUUGAUUAAAAACUAAAUAACAUUAAUUGAUAAUUGUAAGAGCACUCGCUUGUACUGUUGCAACUUCUUGCAUGUGUACAGCCAUGUACAUUUUUUUAUAUAAAAAAAAAACAUCGAUAAAAAUUGGAAAUAAAACUGUUUCACGCACCAGCGUGACACGUGUUUACUAGUUGACAA